AUGAAUUCUGCAGGAGAACAACCCCGACCAUCUUAUUCACAGACCCGUGAGAGACUUGUGCGGGUUGUUCCUUCUCAUUUCAUAUGUUCGCUUACAUGUGGAGGUCGUGAGUGCCGCUUUGAAGGUCCGGAGGACUGGACUGUGGAACAACAAGCCAUUCGAGGAUUGUACUCAUCAUGGAUUACAGAUGAGAUUCUAGCAACAAGCCGUCCAUCAACUCGUCUAAUUCAGGAUUACAAUAUCACAGCGCAGUUCCUCAAGUAUGGCAUACGAUCUCUGAUCAAUGCACAGCUUCCUUGGGAACAUGGGCACUGUGGAGAUUCUCUUGAUCCCCAGAGUGGUUUUUCGUACAGACCGCAAGAUUUUAUGGACUCUGGCAUAUCCUUUUAUAAUUUUGGGCUUCCUGAUUUUGGUGUGGUCCCUGUGCCAAGGGUUCUGGAUGCAGUGAAAGUUAUUGCAUUUGCUCUACGAGAGGGAAGAGUAGCUGUGCACUGCCACGCAGGCCUAGGCCGCACAGGGGUGCUUGUUGCAUGUUACUUGAUCUAUGCAUGCCGUGUUAGCGCUGCAGAUGCUAUUCGUUUCUUGCGUCUUCGUCGUCCUGGGUCUAUACAGACCGGAUCCCAAGUCUCUCUUGUUUGUGACUUUGCAAUGUUUCUAAGUUCACAAUGGAUGGUUUUUCCAAAUGGACCUCCUGGCUAUCCCACCUUCACCUUGCCUCAGUAUCUGGUCCGCCAACGUCACCUUCUUCAUGGACAGGAAGCUAGGAGUUUGCGUCAUCUUCCAAAGCCUUUGGUAGUGAUAUGUCGCAGAUUGGCCCAGCUGGCAGGUGGUAGGAGGGCAAGAGGCCCAUGGGUGGAAUUGGAAAGAGAGACUGCUCAUAAACUUCUACGCCAGAUCAUUACCAAAGCAGCAAAUGACCGUCAGUGUAAGAAGGUUCACUCACCGGUCUGUGAAAGUGAAGACACCGAACAGGAAAGAAAAGGAAAAAGGAGACAAGGGCUCUUACAAAGACAGAUCAGCUGUGACACAGGAAUCCUGCAUCUCCUGCUGAUUAGUGACGUUCCAGUGGAUACGGUGAACAAUGGGCAGUGUGAACUUGAUCUUGUGAAAAUGUCAGGAUAUGAAGUAUCACAGCCAAAACUUCCUGAGACUAUACAGAACAAAGUGGAAACCAAUGGCCCAGUAAGAGACAAGGUUGCAGAGCCAUGUCAGCCUAUUACUCCACACCAUGUUUUGUGCAUUGCAGAAGCCAUGGCUGAACUGGAAAUCCAAGAAUUAAUGGUAAAGCAGAGAGUGGAUUAUCUGCAGACCCUUGUGAAUGAAGAGGGAGCAUGGGCAGAGUUGUCCUCAGAGAGCAACCCCAAAAUCCUUAGCACUUUGAUGUGGGAUUGGCUACAAAAAUUAUCGGAACCAGUACUGAGUCAAGCUGAUGUGAAUGUCUUUUGUGAUGGGGAUUGGAAAGAAAAUCUGAAGAAACUGAGCAGGUGUCAAGGGGAAACGCUCUGCUGUCUUCUGCAGUGUGUUAGCAAACUGCCUUCACUACCAAUUGAUUUGGAAGAGCUGGUUUUAUUGAGACUUGUUAAAGCGCUAACAAAACAACCACCAAAUUUCCCCCAGUUGUCACCUACUGUUCUAUUCCAACUGCAAUCUAUUGUACAGGAGAUAAGAGCUCAUGGUGUCACCCUAUUAAAGCGCAGAGCUGCAGAAUCAACACAUUGGAGGCAACUUAAUGCAGAGAUAAAUGAGGAAAAGAUCAGUUAA
This is a messenger RNA of Bufo bufo (common toad), 1761 nucleotides long. RefSeq names its product protein tyrosine phosphatase domain-containing protein 1-like. Gene Ontology annotation, biological process: cilium assembly; protein dephosphorylation. The record is from RefSeq and is a predicted model, not a curated record. The transcript has 11 exons. Gene Ontology annotation, molecular function: protein tyrosine/serine/threonine phosphatase activity. Lineage: Eukaryota; Metazoa; Chordata; Amphibia; Anura; Bufonidae. Bases 1 to 1761 code for a protein of 586 amino acids.